AUGUCAGGCCUCGACAGCAGUCCAAGAGCAACAGGCGAGGAGUCUUUAUCGCCACUGGAGCAGGAAGUACUGGAUGAAUAUGUCCGAUUGGCAGGAAAUCUCGGAGAUCUCUCUGCUCUUCUCAAUGAUCUCGCUUCUCGUCCCAGUGCAGAGAUUCUUGACGCACUGAGGGGUCUGGAGAGAAAGACAUCGACGGUGUUUACUCUGCUCAAGGCUAGUGUUUACUCCAUCGUCUUGCAGCAAGAGAUCCGCGAUGACGAAGCCGCUUGA
Messenger RNA from Aureobasidium pullulans EXF-150, 270 nucleotides. Its product is annotated as DASH complex, subunit Dad3. The transcript has 2 exons. Gene Ontology annotation, cellular component: DASH complex; mitotic spindle. The record is from RefSeq and is a predicted model, not a curated record. Gene Ontology annotation, biological process: attachment of spindle microtubules to kinetochore. The coding region runs from base 1 to 270 and encodes 89 amino acids. Lineage: Eukaryota; Fungi; Ascomycota; Dothideomycetes; Dothideales; Saccotheciaceae.